AUGAAAGGCCAAGUGGGAGAGAGAUUCGGUGAGUUCUACGAGAAGUGGGUUAGUGAGUUAGACGAGUGCUGGCAGCAGUUAUUGAGAGUAUCAAAAGAGAGAAGCCUAAGCACCAACUCGUCAGGAGAAGAAGAACAAAUACAAGCCUUGGUGUCCAAACUCACUGCUCAUUACAAACAGUAUUACACUGUAAAAUGGGUUGCAGCUCAUGAGGAUGUUCUCGCUUUCUUCUGCCCAAUGUGGUUAAGCUCGGUGGAGAUAGCUUACUCGUGGGUAACAGGGUGGAGACCUUGCAUGAUGUUUAGGAUGGUGGAGUCAAUGAGAAAAACACGUGAGCCAGGACUGAGUCUGGCGGAGAUGACGGAUGAACAGGUGAAGAAAAUGGAGGAGUUAAGAGGGAAGAUCAGAAUAGAAGAAGAGAGAGUAGAGAGAGAGAUGGAGAGAUUGCAGGUGGUUGUGGCGGAUAAGAAGAUGGUGGAGUUGGUGAAGUUGCAGAGGAUAAAUCAGGUGGAGGCGUUGGUGGAGGUAGCAUUGAAAGGGUUAACGAUGGGAUUAGAGAGGGUAGUAAAGGCUGCAGAUUGUGUGAGGUUGAAGACGCUGAAAGGGGUUUUGGACAUUUUGAGUCCUCUGCAAUGUGUCAACUUUUUGGCAGGGACUUGUUUGGUUCACAUUCAGCUUAGACAACAGGGAAACAGAAGAGACACCCACCAUGAUCAAUAG
Messenger RNA from Carica papaya (papaya), 720 nucleotides. RefSeq names its product transcription factor-like protein. Gene Ontology annotation, biological process: DNA-templated transcription. Gene Ontology annotation, molecular function: sequence-specific DNA binding. The record is from RefSeq and is a predicted model, not a curated record. NCBI's taxonomy places the organism in Eukaryota, Viridiplantae, Streptophyta, Magnoliopsida, Brassicales, Caricaceae.